CCUGUCUCUAACAGGAAGUGUGUAGUCACUAGCUAGCCUUUGGAGCUACUGUAAGUUAAUACAACAUCUUCACAUAAUGCUCAACGACAGUGAGCUGGCAACGUUGCGAAAUAGAUUUAAGAGAGAUGCGGAGUUUCUUAUGCAAACAACGACAUCGGGUGACGAAGAUGAAAAGAGUCAGGAGGAAAAAGAUGCUAAACCUCUCCCUCGCAUUAACAGACACUCCAUUUUCUGGAUCGUGGCGUCUAUAGGUGUGACCUACUAUGUGGAUUUCCUCCGCAACAUCAUGGAGAACGAAGAUAUCAAAAGUUGGUGGUUCAAUGUGGGUCUGGUACUCCUCGUGAUCUGCCUGUCUCUGGCCAUGUUUUGCAUUGUGUACCUGGAGUGGUUCAAAGGCAUCCAGCAUUAUGACCUAGAGUACCCUGCCAUUCCUCCCAUCACCACUGCAGCCUUUAUUGCAGCAUCCUGCAGCUUUAACAUGGCACUGUGGCCGGUGUGGUCCUUCUUCACACCGCUCAUCCUCUUCACGCAGUUCAUGGGUGUGGUCAUGUUCAUCUCUUUGCUUGGAUGAAUGUGAGGGGUGAGGUUGGAACGCUGUUAUUUGAAUUUUCACAAAAUGACUUUCAUUGAAUGAAUAACACUGCAUUUGGCCUUAAAUUGUUUUUUUUUUUUUAAAUUAAAUCUUGUGUCAUUAAACAUUGUUUAAUACCAGUGCUGCAUACUUGGAGAAUUUGAACUGUACAUCAUCUUUUUAACCACAGUGUUGCAUUUCGUUUUUACAGUAUUCCUCCAUUGCUUACACAUAUUACAUUAAACAAUGCUCAAGUUGACAUCUGCAUUAACAUUCUUUACUACACUGGUAUCACUACAGAAAACACACCUUCCAAAAGCACUUCAACACCAAAGCUAAACACACACUACAUCAGUCCGCACACACAUACACGCACAUCUGCCUUCGUUCGAAGUCAGAAAAAUUAGUGUUUUUAUUAUAAAUGGUUAUUAUUUUUAUUAUUAGGAUUUAGAAAGAAAAUUCUCGAAAUGUAGAAAAAAGAAAUAGAACUGGAAUCAUAACAUUAGAUCCUGACCGAUAUUUCAAUGUGACGAUAUUGGCCUAUUGCAGACAUAUGUAUGCGUAAAAAAAAAAUGUCCAAAAGUGUAAUCCAGCAGAGUGCACUGCCAUUUACAAUAGUGUAACAAACAGCACACGGUAAGAGAGAAACAGCUCUCAGCAGUGUCAACUAGAAUUGGUCAAACAUUAACCAUAUCAGCUGCCAUAUUGGUAAUUUUUCCCCUCUAAAAUCAGUGUCGGUACCUCUCUCAAAAAUCCCAUAUUGGGAUAUCUGCCUCAAGUUGGAGUAUUCUCUGGGUCUAAGAGAGAAUAUACACUUACCAUACAUAAAAUAUAUAGAUGUCUUAUGUGCAAUAUAAUAUAUAACAAUGGCACAUAACACAAGAUAACUGUUUAUACUUAUUUGGACAUAUUGUUUUCCCACACAGUUUCAAACAAUUUUAGGUCAUUAUGGUGAAAGUGUGCUUCAUUAAGGAAAUAAGUAUAUCUGCUGAGAGUUGUCUGGACACGCCGACCAGCUUCCAUUCCCAUGGUUCACCACAUGGCCAACAAUAGUGGCUUGAAUUUCAUUUUAAACGUAUUUGCCUCGUUGCUCGUACGUCCUCUCCCCCUCUCUGCCUCUCACACGUUCCUGAGAUUGCCUGUUGUAGAACUACAGCUGCAGCAGAAAAAGAUCUUGUUGUGAGAAUAUCAGACCCUUAUGUUGAAUUCAACACUGCUGUUGUCAUUUGGUGUUGAUGGUCUUUGGGGCAGGUCGGCAUUGUAGGAUCACUUGUAGGUGUUGGUGUGCUGAGAGUUGAACCUUUUCAGUUAAUGAUUAGUCAUUGUUGUGUUUUCCUAAAGAAACAAUGACAACUGUGUCAAGAAAUGUGAUGCAUUGUGUUAUGUGUUUGGCAAACGGCACUUAGGAGUUUUGAAGUCAGUGUCAUGAAUGUUUGAGAAUAGCCCUUUUUUACAGUGGACAUUUUGAGUUGUUUUAGUAGGAAAGGCUGUUCCUUAAUAACCUUUGUUAUUAAUAACAUUAAAAUGAAUCUGCUUUAUUUAACAGUAAGCCAGCAUGCACCACACCAGGACUGCGAAGCUGAAGCAGCUAAAUGGAAUUCAGCCAUGUUUUACAUUUACACCUGUGCUUUUCCUACUGUGACAUGAACAAAUGUCUUCUGUAUAAAAGGUCUGCUGUUCUUAUAUGUAGAAAAAUGUGUGUGAGCAAACUUCCACCAUUUUUAAACCAAUAUUUUUAAAUUAUUUUUUAUUUUUCUUGGAACAGUUUGUGGUGAAGAAUGUAAAGACUUCUCAUAUUCUGUAUGUUUUCUUUAAUAAACUUUUAUAACUCA
This is a messenger RNA of Dicentrarchus labrax (European seabass), 2403 nucleotides long. RefSeq names its product transmembrane protein 128 (gene tmem128). Bases 77 to 571 code for a protein of 164 amino acids. Lineage: Eukaryota; Metazoa; Chordata; Actinopteri; Moronidae. The transcript is spliced from 4 exons. The record is from RefSeq and is a predicted model, not a curated record.